AUGGUUCAAAUAUCAGAUAAAUCCCAAAAGUACGAAUCCAUUUUAUCAAAUAACAACUUUUUCUAUCCAAGCACAUACAAAUCUUCACUAACAAUAAAAUUGAAUUGGAAAGCUCAAGAAGCUGAAUUGGAAAACUCAAAAAGAGAUGGAUUGUUUGUCCCAGAUUCACAAAAAUUGUUCAUAGAAUUAAUAAAUUACUUAAAUAAAGUCCAAAAAUACAAUUGCGUUCGAAUAUCUUUGAAUUUUUAUUCGAUUCUUUACAAUGAGCAUUCAUAUACAUUCUACUUUGAUACUUAUGAUGAUGCAAUUAGAAAUGAUAAGGAAAUCGCUCAAAAACUCGCUAACCUUUACCAAGUCCAUCCAGUUAUUCAAAUUCAUGAUGAAACGCAGGGUAAGAAGUUACCUAAGCUUAUGGAAAAGAAAGGCCAGCGUCGCUGA
Molecule: messenger RNA, 438 nt
Organism: Trichomonas vaginalis G3
Lineage: Eukaryota; Parabasalia; Trichomonadida; Trichomonadidae
Exons: 1
Coding region: 1-438 (145 amino acids)
Source: RefSeq, a predicted model, not a curated record